Candida albicans SC5314 is the source of this 2382-nucleotide messenger RNA. RefSeq names its product putative tRNA 4-demethylwyosine synthase. The record is from RefSeq and is a predicted model, not a curated record. Gene Ontology annotation, biological process: wybutosine biosynthetic process. NCBI's taxonomy places the organism in Eukaryota, Fungi, Ascomycota, Pichiomycetes, Serinales, Debaryomycetaceae. The coding region runs from base 1 to 2382 and encodes 793 amino acids. The transcript has a single exon. Gene Ontology annotation, molecular function: FMN binding; catalytic activity; 4 iron, 4 sulfur cluster binding.
AUGGGAUUUGGACAAAUUUUACUUUUUGCAUGCUCAAUACUAUACUUGAGUACCGGUGGAAGAUGGACGGUUGUAGCACUUGUAUUUGUUUUAUAUAUUUUAUACAACAAAGAUCAACAACAACAACAACAACCACCACAACCACAACAACAACAACAACAACAACAACAACAACAACAACAACAACAACCACCACAACCACAACAACUUAAACCAUCUGUUCCUCCACUAGCAAAACCAAAGAAAGAAUCACCUAUUUAUGCGGUUGAUUUUACUUUCAGUUCAAAAGCAUUCACUCCAUCAACUACGACAACUUUUCCUAUACGAAGAGUGAUAGCUCCUCGACCAAAAAGAUCACCUAAAAUUUUCACAGCAUCAAAACCUAUUGUUCAACAACAACAACAACAACAACAACGUCAGCCAGUAUUGACGAAAACCACCGUCGAAUUGAAAAAAUGUCAAAUAUAUAUUUUUUAUACCACCUUAACUGGAUCAUCACAAAGAAUAGCUAAAUCCUUAUAUGAAAAAUUACAGAAUCUUGAAAACCUUGAACUUGAACCUAAAUUAUUAAGUCUUGAUGAUGAUGUUGAUGAUUUAGAAGAAUAUUUCUUAAACGUACCAACCCAAAAUGAUAAUAAUUGUAUUUAUUUAUUGGUAUUACCAUCAUAUGAAACCGAUUCACCCAUUGAUUAUUUUUUAGAACAUUUAAUCGAUACCGCUCAAGAUUUCCGUAUUGAUAAAUAUCCAUUAAGGAAAUUAAUUGGAUUUAGUGUAUUAGGUCUUGGAGAUUCUGAAUCUUGGUCUCAUGAUAAUAAAUUUUGUUAUCAAGCGAAAUUAGCUGAUAAAUGGUUAGGUAAAUUGGGUGCAAGAAGAUUAUAUCCCUUGGGUGAAAUAUGUAUGAAAUAUGAGGGGGAACCAAAAGCUCAAGAAUGGAUACAAAAUUUUGCUUCAUUGAUAGUUAAUAAUGAUAAUGAACCAUUUUAUAUUGAUGACAAUAAUAAUGAUGAUGAUAUAGAUGAUAGUGAUGCCGAGGAAAGUGAGGGGAGUGAUGAUGCUGAUACUUUGGUUGAUGUGGAAGAUAUGGGAGAUAUUAUUCGUAAAUCAGGGAAAGCUACUACUAUUGGUGGUGGUGGUAUAGAAACUAAAGAAAUGGUAGCUAAAGAUUCUCCAACUUUUAAAUCAUUAACAAAACAAGGAUAUACUAUAGUUGGAUCACAUUCUGGAGUUAAAAUAUGUCGUUGGACUAAAAGUGCCCUUAGAGGAAGAGGAUCAUGUUAUAAAUUUGCCUUUUAUGGUAUUAAAUCUCAUUUAUGUAUGGAAACUACUCCAUCUUUGGCAUGCUCUAAUAAAUGUGUUUUUUGUUGGAGACAUGGUACCAACCCCGUGGCUAAACUGAAUUGGAGAUGGGAAGUUGAUCCACCAGAAAAAGUCAUGGCGGGUGCCUUGGAAGGUCAUUAUCAAAAAAUUAAACAAUUAAGAGGUGUACCAGGAAUUCAAAUGGAUAGAUUUGAAGAAGCUUUUAAAGUUCGUCAUUGUGCUUUAUCUUUGGUUGGUGAACCGAUUUUUUAUCCUUAUAUUAAUGAAUUUGUUGGGAUGUUACAUGAACAACAUAUUUCAUCAUUUUUAGUAUGUAAUGCUCAACAUCCAGAUUCAUUAGCAAAAUUGACUAAAGUUACACAAUUAUAUGUUAGUAUUGAUGCUCCAACUAAAAAAGAUUUGAAAAAAGUUGAUCGUCCUUUAAAUAGUGAUUUUUGGGAAAGAUUAAUGUCAUGUUUAGAUAUAUUACGUACUAUUCAAUCUCAUCAACGUACAGUUUUCCGAUUAACUUUAGUUAAAGGAUUUAAUAUGGAAGAUAUUGAAAGUUAUGCUGAUAUGGUAGAAAGAGCUAAACCAUCACAAAUUGAAAUUAAGGGGGCAACAUUUUGUGGAUCUUCAAAUGGGAAUGGUAAUCCAUUAACAAUGCAAAACAUUCCAUUUUAUGAAGAAUGUAAAAAUUUUGUUGAAAAUUUAAAUAAAGAAUUACAAUCAAGAGGUUUAGAUUAUGAUAUUGCUGCUGAACAUGCUCAUUCAUGUUGUAUAUUAGUUGCUGAUAAAAAAUUCAUGAUUAAUGGUAAAUGGCAUACUCAUAUUGAUUAUCCAAAAUUUUUUGAAUUACUUGAAAGUGGUAAAGAAUUUGUUGAUUUAGAUUAUGUUAAAGAAACUCCUGAAUGGGCUGUUUGGGGAUCACAAGGGGCAGGAUUUAAUCCUGAAGAUACUAAAUAUGAUAGAAAAGCUGAAAAAUUGAAAAAGAAAGCUAUAAGAGAUGAACAAGCAAAAAAAUUAGUUGAACAGCAACAACAACAACAACAACAACAGCAAGAAACUGUACAAGCAAAAAGAUAA